Messenger RNA from Eptesicus fuscus (big brown bat), 713 nucleotides. Its product is annotated as sperm acrosome membrane-associated protein 4-like. The record is from RefSeq and is a predicted model, not a curated record. Bases 176 to 601 code for a protein of 141 amino acids. The transcript has a single exon. Lineage: Eukaryota; Metazoa; Chordata; Mammalia; Chiroptera; Vespertilionidae.
UCUCGUGGGGCAGCAGCCACUGGCUGUCUCUGUCCCAGUUAAGCUUCAGAGACCUUGGGACUCAAGAGCCGUGGUCAGGAAGAAGCUCCUGAGAGGAACACGGAACAUUGGGAAUCAAGGACACUCCAAGUGCUGACCCGGGGAGGCCAGAACCAGGAGCAGAAGUCUUGUGGGCAUGCGGAGUGUCAUUCAGCAGUUCCAGGAAGCCUACCGCCACCAGUUCACCAUGGUCCUUGGCUGGCUACUGCUCCUGGUGAUGGCUCUGCCCACAGUCAUGACAGGCAUCAAGAUGUGCAUCUUCUGUGAUCUGACUGACUCAUCCUCGAACUGCCCCGGCAUCCUCAUGACCUGUGGCGACAACGAGCAAUGCUUCACUGGCCAAGGAAUGAUUCCCGGUCUCGGCCCUGUCACCAACAAAGGAUGCAUGCUGUCCACUUCAUGUAGCCGCCGUGUAGAGCCUGUCAUCUACCAGGGUGUCACCUACAAGUUCAACUCCACCUGCUGCAAUGGCGAACUGUGUAACCGGGCCCCCACCCCCGCAGGCAGCCUGAAGGCGGGGGCCACCUGUCUGCCACUGGGCGUGCUGCUGCUGCUUCAGUGACUGUGACCAGGUAGAGGGCAGGGCCUGGGACUGGUUUCAAGGCUCCGCUGCUCCUUGUGACCCCUGCCCCUCCUACUCCCUCUUCCCCCUUUUCCCUUAAAUGACCAGAGGC